AUGAAAGCUUUCAUUUCAAAGAAUCUAGUUGUGGUCAGUGAUGGACGUUCAUCGGACGAUAACAGUUAUCAAAAGCCUGAUAACCAAGAAAAGAGUCUGCGUAAAAUGUUCGGUAACAGUCGUGCUCGUUCGGGUGUUAUUGUGCUACCGUGUGGUGCGGGUAAAACAUUGGUUGGUGUGACGGCUGCAACCACUGUAAAUAAACGAUGUCUAGUGCUGGCCACUUCNGUUGAACAAUGGAGAGCACAGUUUAAGUUGUGGUCAACAAUUCGUGAUGAUCAACUGACAAGAUUCACUCGUGAGGCAAGAGAUCCGGUGCCAUCAGGCCCAAAUGCUAAUAAGCCUGUUGUUUGUAUCAGUACCUAUUCGAUGGUAGCCUACACAGGCAAGAGGACGUACGCAGCAGAAGAGGCGAUGAAAUACAUCGAAAGUCUUGAGUGGGGAUUACUUUUACUUGAUGGUAUGUCCCGGUUGAAUUUGCUUUGA
Messenger RNA from Anisakis simplex (herring worm), 486 nucleotides. Lineage: Eukaryota; Metazoa; Nematoda; Chromadorea; Rhabditida; Anisakidae. The record is from the annotation of a GenBank genome assembly.